This is a messenger RNA of Rana temporaria (common frog), 3464 nucleotides long. RefSeq lists its product as uncharacterized. The transcript has 2 exons. Lineage: Eukaryota; Metazoa; Chordata; Amphibia; Anura; Ranidae. Gene Ontology annotation, molecular function: zinc ion binding; nucleic acid binding. The coding region runs from base 238 to 3006 and encodes 922 amino acids. The record is from RefSeq and is a predicted model, not a curated record.
CUAAUCCACUAAACUGCAGUUAUUUACGUAAAGGGUUAAUUGUCUGGUUAGAAAGUGUCAGCAGUAUAUUCGUUUAAAACAUUUUGUAGUACUGUAUGCAUUGUUUGCUAAUCUUUAGUUACAAGUGUGAACACCUGUUAUCUGUCGUAGCCCUUAGUAGCAAGUUUGAGCCAACACUCAUUCAAGUUAGGUUUCAGGCACACUCACACUUGAAAGGCAAAGGCACACUAGAACAAAAUGUUGUCACCUGCUGAAGAAACAGACAAACCCACAGAGUCACAACAGGUACGAUCCAGCUCUAGAGAGCGAAGCCUAACAGAAAAGGGCAAAGAAAUGCACGAAGAAACAGUUAAGAAAAAUGAAAAGGCAUUCAACAAGGUGUGCAACUCUUGGAAGGAGCUAGCAAAGGAAUGUAGGACAAAGUUAAAAGGUUUCUGCUCAACUGAAGACCUUAAUACAAGAUUGAAAGAGAUUAAAGCCAAAGAAGCGUUAGUGCACCAACAGUAUGAGUCCAUGUGCCGAAAUAAUUCCACUACCCCGUACGUUGUUAAGAAAAUGGAUGCAUGCACCGCGUUAACGGCUGAAAUCUGCAACCUCAUCAGCAAGCGGCUAGAGAAUGUAGAUGAAAUCUUUAACGAUCAACUUGAGAAGGAAAGGGUGAGGAUGGUUCUUAAUAAAGAAGAGCAUGAGUCAGUCUUUGGAAACUCAGAAACAGAAACUGUCCUCUCAGAGUCAUUACCAGACUCCAACGCAAGCUCAAGAGCCACUUCCAGAUCUAGCAAACGCGCUGACGCAGAAGCAGAUCUUGCAGCCAAAAUAGAACAGGCAAAGGCGACGCAACAGAUGCGCGAGGAGCAAGCUAAGCUGAACAAACUAGAAGCAGAAAUUAAACUGAAGUUGGAUGAGGAAAAGACAAGACUACAACAGCUACAAGCAGAAAAUGAAGUCAAGGUAGCUGCAGCAAGAGUGAAAGCCUACAACGCUUAUGAUAGUCUUGAAAUUUACGAACAGGAGACAGACCACAAUGUGCAAUACCUCUGCCAAAAUAAUGAACCACGAAACUCAUUGAAUACAAAGGCUGUGCCAUUUCAACCUUCAAAUACACCACUUGGGCUGUCAAGACCAAAUGAAGAAGUUAGUCUAACCCCAGGACUUGCAAGUCUGCUUAUCUCCAACCGUCUCCCUAUACCUGAACCAACUGUAUUCACAGGUGAUCCUUUGAAGUUCAUAGAUUGGAAGAUAUCCUUUAUGGCGCUGAUUGAUCAGAAACCACUCCCUGUGUGCGAAAAAAUGCUGUACUUGAAGAGGUAUCUCGGUGGUGAAGCUCGUAAGGCAGUGGAAGGGUUCUUCUACCGAAAUUCAGAAGAUGCCUAUCUAGGUGCUUGGGGAAUCCUACAGGACAGGUAUGGAGGUCCAUUCAUAGUGCAAAGAGCCUUCAGAGAAAGGUUGGCUAAAUGGCCAAAGAUAUCAGCAAAUGACCCUGUAGCAUUAAGAGAGUUUGCGGAUUUCCUUCAAGGUUGUGUGGAGGCCAUUCCUCAUGUUAAAGGCCUAGCUAUUCUAAAUGAUUGUGAAGAAAACCACAAGCUUCUCAAGAAACUGCCUGAAUGGAUCGUGCGCAGAUGGGGUCGCAUCGCCGUGGACGAGCUGGACAAGUCCCAAGAAUACCCAACCUUUGCUCGUUUCACAGAGUUCCUGCAAAGGGAAGCUAAGAUUGCAUGCAACCCCAUUGCCUCUCCUUUUCUCCUCAGUACCAAGACUACAGAUGAGAGAAUUCCCAAGAGAGCCAAGGCGCUCAACACAAGCACUCAAAUGAAGCCCUCUACCUUCAACGUUCCAAAUAUCUCAGCUUCAAGACCGAAACCACCUUGCCUAGUCUGCAAAGACGAAACACACGGUGUCGCUAAAUGUCUGACUUUUGCGGCAAAGACCAUCGAUGAAAAGAGGGCCUUUAUUCACGAAAACCAUCUCUGUUUUGGUUGCUUAAGAAAGGGCCACACUACAAAAGACUGCAAAGGAAGACACACGUGUAGCAUAUGCAGUCGACGUCAUCCAACCUGUUUGCACAUACAGAGAGACACUGAGCCUGUCAAGGCAUCAAACGAUGAUUCAGUAGGCAUGAGAAAUAAGGCAAACGACAACGUUCCCAAAGUUAUGUCCCAUACUUUGACAAGACAUACGUCUGCCACAUCCUGCAUUGUUCCAGUUCUGUUGUCAGCUACUACGGAGCCUCAGAGGGAAAUCCUCACUUAUGCCUUACUUGACACACAGAGUGAUUCAACCUUUAUUCUGGCAGACCUGGUAUCGAAGUUAAGUGUGAGCACCAAGCCAUUACAGCUAAGGCUCAGCACAAUGACAGCGGUUGACACAGUUAUUUCAAGCCAAAUUGCUCACGGUCUGCAAGUGCGUGGCUUCAACUCCGAAGUUCAAGUCCAACUCCGUCAAGCCUAUACAAGAGAUUUCAUUCCAGUAGAUAAGUCUCACAUCCCCACUAAGGAGACUGCACUCCAGUGGUCACACCUCAAACAAUUGGCAAACAAGUUACAGCCACUUCAAGAUUGCGAAGUAGGACUACUGAUCGGUUAUGACUGCCCAUCAGCACUGGCUCCCUUGGAGGUUGUUAUCGGCUCCGAAAAUGAACCCUUCGCUCAAAAAACUAUGCUCGGCUGGAGCAUUGUAGGAUCAGCAAAUCCACAUCUUGAUAGACAGGGUAGCCAGAGCUUCGUACACAGAGUCGCAGUGAAAGAAAUGCCAAUGCCGCCGGUCGCUGAUGUGUUAAAGGCUUUAGAAAUGGACUUCAUUGAAAGAAAUUAUGAAGAUAAGUACGUGUCUCAAGAUGAUGUUCGCUUCGUGCAGUUUCUCUCGGAAACUAUAAUGAAAAGGAAAGAUGGACACUACGAGAUGCCGUUACCCUUCAAAGACAACAGUCAACUGGCACUACCAAACAAUAAGAGGCUGGCCCUUAUUCGACUUCAUCAUCUAAAGAAAAGAUUAAAGGGAAAUAGAUAGUACCAUGAACACUACACUGCAUUCAUGGAAGAAACAAUCAGAAAAGGUGAUGCAGAACCAGCCCCUUCAUUAUCAGAGGAAGAGACAGUGUGGUACAUCCCACAUCACAGGGUUUAUCACCCCAAGAAGCCAGACAAGUUAAGAGUUGUCUUUGAUUGUUCAGCAAAGUUCAAAGGCAUCUCCCUAAACGAUACCUUGCUGACAGGUCCCGACCUGAUAAACUCUCUAGUGGGAGUCCUCUGUCGCUUCAGGAAGGAAGCAGUUGCUGUGAUAUGCGACAUUGAAAAGAUGUUCCAUCAGUUCUAUAUCCCCUCAGAAAUGCGCAAUUACUUAAGGUUCCUUUGGUGGGAGAACGGUCAGUUGGAAACAGAACCGAAAGAAUACAGAAUGGCAGUUCACCUUUUCGGUGCCAGCUCCUCUCCAGGAUGUGCCAAUUUCGGCCUUAAGUAUCUUGCACG